Molecule: messenger RNA, 1816 nt
Organism: Salarias fasciatus (jewelled blenny)
Lineage: Eukaryota; Metazoa; Chordata; Actinopteri; Blenniiformes; Blenniidae
Gene: prkar2b
Product: protein kinase cAMP-dependent type II regulatory subunit beta
Exons: 11
Coding region: 299-1513 (404 amino acids)
Biological process (GO): negative regulation of cAMP-dependent protein kinase activity
Cellular component (GO): cAMP-dependent protein kinase complex; cytosol
Molecular function (GO): protein kinase A catalytic subunit binding; cAMP-dependent protein kinase inhibitor activity; cAMP binding
Source: RefSeq, a predicted model, not a curated record
UUGCGGCUGACUGCAGUUUGUGCGCCGCCGCUGCGCACAUACGCACUCCCUGGAUAGGUGGUUGCCAUGGAUUCCUGGGUCACAUGCGUGGGUUUCCUAUAGCCAGAAGCAGCAGAAGAUGCUCGGAUCAAAAACCCAGAGCCAUUUUCAUUCAGGAAAAAAAGGCUCGAUGCGCGGCUAACCGGUGCGUCGGAUCAAACCUCCACAUCUGUGCGCGCGUCUGGUUAUUAUUCUUUUUAAUUUCCUUUCGACUCCGCAGCAAACCGGUUUGUUCCACAUUCAUAGACUGAUCACAGGAAUGAGUAUAGAAAUUCCUGAAGGACUGACGGAGCUGUUACAGAGCUUUACCGUGGAAGUGUUAAGGAACCAGCCCAGGGAUUUGCUCGAGUUUGCGUUGCAGUACUUCACCCAGCUGAAGGACAGCGAGACCAAAGAGGCCUCCUUUGGCCAUGACCAGAACUCGGCCCCGAGACCUGGGAAAGCGGUCAAUUUCAUUGACGAAGCCAUGCAGAUCGACUCGGAGAACGGAGAGGAGGAGGACGACGAUGACGAGGAAUUCAUAGCACCAGUGAUAAACAGAUUUAUCAGAAGAGCAUCAGUGUGUGCUGAAGCGUUCAAUCCUGAUGAAGAUGAGGAGGAUAAAGAGCCAAGGGUUACCUACCCAAAAACCGACGAGCAGAGACAGAGACUACAGGAAGCGUGCAGGGACAUUCUUCUUUUCAAGAAUUUGGACCCGGAGGAGAUGUCGCAGGUGCUGGAUGCCAUGUUUGAGAAGUUUUUCACAGAGGGAGAACACAUCAUUGACCAAGACGAUGAUGGAGACAACUUUUACGUUAUCGAAAGUGGGACGUUUAACAUUUUUGUGAAGGUGGACGGCGCGGAGAAACUGGUCGGCUGCUAUGACAACAGAGGCAGCUUUGGAGAGCUGGCGCUGAUGUACAACACCCCCAGGGCAGCCACCAUAAUCGCCACCUCGCCUGGAGCCCUUUGGUGCCUAGAUCGUCUGACAUUCAGAAGGAUCAUUGUGAAGAAUAACGCCAAGAAAAGAAAGAUGUAUGAGGCGUUCAUCGAAACACUACCGCUGCUCACAUCUUUAGAGCUGUCGGAGAGAAUGAAAGUGGUAGACGUGCUAUCCACCAAGGUGUACAGCGACUCACAGCAGAUUAUUGCUCAGGGGGAUUUAGCAGAUAGCUUCUACAUUGUCGAGUCCGGCCAAGUUAGAAUCACCAUGAAGAGAAGCCGGACAAAAAAAGACCAGGAGGAAGAGGAGGUGGAAAUCGCCACGUGCACCCGAGGCCAGUAUUUCGGGGAGUUGGCUCUCGUCACAAACAAGCCCAGAGCUGCAUCUGCCUACGCUGUGGGGAGUGUCAAAUGCUUGGUCAUGGACGUGAAGGCCUUCGAGAGGUUGCUCGGACCCUGUAUGGACAUCAUGAAGAGAAACAUUGCUAACUACGAGGAGCAGCUGGUGACCCUGUUUGGAAGUAGCCCUGAGAUUGAGCAGCAUACUGCAUGAGGUGACACCAAUGGACCAUGAAUGAGUGAUGGGAGGGGGGGGGGGGGGGGGGGGGGAAACGUGGCUUGCGUGGAUGUUUUUGUCCAAAUCCACUUUAAACAGCUUUUCUUACAAAAAAAAAAGAAGUGAAUAUUCAAUGCUCCACAUUUGAGUGUCAGAUCAGUAAAACAGAUGCCAGAUUCCCAUGUGAGGCCAGAUUCAUGUAAGCAGAGUUUGCUACAGAGCAUUAGGACUGAAGUGAAGCCAAAGCAGCAUUGCUUAAAGCUUGGUAUAUGUCACGACUCUCACCUUAAAAAAAAAAAA